AUGCAGCUAACCUUCAAAGUAUUAGACUUAGAAGCAACAGACAACACCCUUCAAAUUGACUGUCUAUCUGAGCACAGCGUCCAGCAUGUAAAGUCAAUUCUUUCUCCAAUCCUAAACCAGCCACCUAAUUUACUUCGGUUAAUCCAACUUAAAGAAGGCCACGAAAUUUUGCUAUCCGAUGAUAAUUCUAUUGAAUCCUACGAAAUAAAUGAGUCAAGUCGCUUAUUGGUCGACAUAAUUCGACCAGAACGAGAAGAAGAACUUGCUGCAAGAGAGCGAAUAAAAACAAAGCGCGGCCUAAAAGACCAACAGGAGCCAGCUCCAAGCAAAGAUUGGCUUGGCAUGCUCAUCGCCAAAAUUAUGGAUGGCAGCUUGUCAGGUCUGCUUCAACUUAUAGGUGAAUAUGACCGUAAAGAGACAAUUAAAAAUGCUAGUUAGGUGGCAGGACUCAGGUCAGAAGUCCACAACUUCUUGAGAGUUUCGGCUCAAUAGAAUGGGUUUACACUGAGUUUGGUAUAGAUCAGAGAGAGGUCCUAAGGGAAGCAGGUCGACGGUUAGGCCGACCCACUACCAUUAUUCAAGAGUUAUCUUAAACAUAAACUCAGACCGUGAAGAGGCUGGAAAUGUCAUGGACGAAGAAGAAGACUUAUUAAGCACCCCAAACGCUGAAGGCUGGACUGGUUUACAUUUUGCUUGCCAACAAGGGCACUCUAACAUUGUUCAACUUUUUGUCGCUAGAGGUGCUAACUGUAACAGAGAAACCAACGACAACUGGACCCCUCUUCUGCUAGCUUCUUAUCAUGGCCAUGCUGAAUGUGUAAGGGCUCUACUUAAACACCCAAGAAUCCAAAUAAAUAAAAUGACCUUUUCUAAAGGCACAGCGUUACACCAAGCUUGCAGAAGAGGCUAUGCUGCCAUUGUUCAGCUUUUAUUAGAAAAUAAUGCAAGCAUGACUAUAGAAGACCAUAGUGGCUUAAUUCCUUUAAUGGUAGCUUCGACUCAUGAAAUUUUUGAAAUUAUACCGAAAUAUAUGGGGGAAAGAGAACUGCAAAAAGUUCGGAGCGAGCACAGAGAUGAAAUGACCUCAUUUAAUGGGGAAGUUUUUUAUACUGGAAGCACACAGAUUCAUGAUAAACAAAUACUGCUAUCUUUAGAUAUAGAUCAAGGGUAUUUGAACAUUUUUAUGGACAAAGAUACUUUUAUCAAAAAUGAAGCACCUUUUCAUAAGAUGAGGCUUCUUGAUAUCUGGGAUAUCAGGAUUACCAAAGGACUCCAGUAUGGGAAUAAAGAUGCAGUUUGUUUUAUUAUACACUCAAAAACAGGUAAUUUUAAGUUUUAUACACUUAUGGAAGAUUUAACCAAUAUGUGGGUCAGAAGAAUCCAGGACGGGAUUGACUAUUGCCAGCAGCAUAAAAUUGGACUAAAUGAAGAAGACCAAAAUGGCCCUAAAAACGAAGAACUCAGCCCAAGAGAAGACAUGCUUUUUACGUCAAACUCUGCGAAUGGAGAAAUCAUAAACUUCAAAAGCUUCACUAUUUUAGAAGAGCUUGGUAGCGGGAGCUUUGGAAAAGUAUAUAAAGUCAUUAAAAAUGACACAAAACAUGUAUAUGCCCUGAAACAGUUGAAUAAACAGUUUUUAGUCAAGCAUAAGCAGCUGAAGUAUGCUGUUGGCGAAUGCAAAAUUUUGCGAUAUUUAAGCCACCCUUUUAUUAUAACAAUGGACUAUGCAUUCCAAACACCUAAACAUCUGUAUAUGGUCUUAGAAUAUUGCCCGAAUGGAGAUUUAAUGACUCAUUUAUCUGAAAGAAGCAGAUUUGCAGAGAGUGUUGCUAGAUUUUAUAUAGCAGAAACCUAUAGCACAUACCCCUAUAUAGGUUUCUAUACUGAAAAAAAUGUAAUGGGCAGUUGAAUGACCAAGCCAGACUCUAUCAAAGGGAUGAGCUGGAUCUCUAUAUCAGGAAUGGAUAAAAAGCUGCAUGCCAAAAAUGGUUGGCAAGUGUGAGCAAAGUUAACAAAACAAGCACGCCAAUUUUUAAAAUGGCUUUAUUGUAAAAAUUAAUUUUAAAUUAAAAAUCUUUUAUAUAUAAGAAGUUAGCUUAUCGAUAUCUAAUUUUCAUAAUUCAUAAUAAUAUUUAAUUAAAUAGGAAAAAUAGGUAAAAUACUUAUCAGUGUUAGUCUAAAAAUUUCCGUUGAUAGAGUCUGAAUUGGUUUUUCAACGUCCAUUGCAUUUUAUUUGCUAAAGAAAUCUAUAUAGGGAUAUAGGCUAUAUAUUAGCAGUUGAAUAUUUACAUUCAUUAGAUAUUGUGUAUAGAGAUUUAAAGCCAGAAAAUAUUUUAAUUGACCGUGCAGGACAUAUAAGGCUUGCAGAUUUUGGUCUCGCAAAAGAAAACGUGAACCCUCUUAACCCUGCAAUGUCUUUUUGUGGGUCGCCAGCUUAUUUAGCUCCAGAAAUGCUCAGCAAGACUGGCUCAGAAAAAUCAGCAGACGUGUAUGGUAUUGGUGCAAUUUUAUAUGAAUUUUUAACAGGAAUGCCACCAUUUUAUUCAGAUAAUAUAAAAGAGCUCUUUCGAAAUAUCAAAAGAGGCUUGUUGCAAUUCCCGAAAGUGGUGAAGCCAGAAGCUCAAGAUAUAAUGCGAAAAUUAAUGAACAAAGACCCCACAAAGAGGCCAACACUUACUCAAGUCAAAAGUCAUAUUUUUUUCAAGGGAAUAGACUGGGAAGAGCUGGAAAAGAAAAAAGUUAGGCCACCAAGGCUUGGGAGCAAGUGGGUACAGCUGGAUGAGUAUGAAGAAGAGCAGGCCAAUGUUAUGUCACACCAAAAAACUUUGGUAGAAGAUGAAGACUAUGCAGAAGAAGAGGAAUUGCAAGAGGAUAAUAUUGCUGAAUUUAAUUUUGCUAGGUCUUAA
Messenger RNA from Blepharisma stoltei, 2906 nucleotides. Lineage: Eukaryota; Ciliophora; Heterotrichea; Heterotrichida; Blepharismidae. The record is from the annotation of a GenBank genome assembly.